Messenger RNA from Carassius auratus (goldfish), 1180 nucleotides. RefSeq names its product integrin alpha-V-like. Gene Ontology annotation, biological process: integrin-mediated signaling pathway; cell adhesion mediated by integrin; cell-matrix adhesion. The record is from RefSeq and is a predicted model, not a curated record. Lineage: Eukaryota; Metazoa; Chordata; Actinopteri; Cypriniformes; Cyprinidae. The coding region runs from base 305 to 1180 and encodes 291 amino acids. The transcript has 10 exons. Gene Ontology annotation, molecular function: integrin binding. Gene Ontology annotation, cellular component: external side of plasma membrane; integrin complex.
UUCAUUUCCUGUACAGUGGGACAAACCCCCGGCUCCAUCCCAGCAGGACUACAUCAGUCCUCUGUCCUACUUUUAGAUUUUGGCUUCAAUUUUACAGGUUGGGCUGGAAACGGAUGCGUUUUAUUGCAGCGGCCCGCCUGCGGUAAUGUAACGGACAUCUCGGCUGGAUGUUCGUGUGAGUGUCGAGGGGUUUGUGUUGUUAUGGAGUGCGGAGUCAGUGGAGAUCAUACGUGCUGCUGAUCCAGACGUCCACCCACUAACACCGCGAUCUCCAUCUGCUCUCAUACCUUCAGAGAUACAAAACAUGGGUAAACAAAUCAUCUGCUGCUGGAUUUGGGCUCUAGUGGCUCUUUUCUACUUCCAACAAGCACUUUCUUUUAAUCUAGAUAGUAACAAACCAACAGUUUUUGCUGGACCUCCUGGAAGUUACUUUGGAUUUUCUGUGGCUUUCUUCAAUCCUGACAACAAACAAUUAAACAUACUAGUUGGUGCACCCAGGGCAAACACAUCUGAUCAAACCCCAUCAACAGUCACUGAGAGGGGUGCUGUCUUCAGCUGUCCCUGGCACAAAAGUGGCUCAUGCACCCAGAUUGAGUUUGAUAGCACUGAUGACAGGAAGAAUUCCAAUGGACAGCAAAUGGAGUUUAAGUCAAAUCAAUGGUUUGGGGCCACUGUGCGUUCCACUGGGGACCAUAUUCUGGCAUGUGCUCCUCUUUACCAGUGGAGCACGUAUGGAUUCUCAGAGAGAGAGCCUGUCGGGACAUGUUUCCUGAAGAAAGGCAAUAACAUUGUGGAAUAUUCACCUUGCCGCUCUAGCUCAAACUCACCUGAGGGGCAAGGAUUUUGUCAAGCAGGUUUCAGUGCUGACUUUGUGAAGAAGAAUCGGGUUGUUAUUGGAGGACCAGGAAGCUUUUACUGGCAAGGUCAGCUGAUCUCAGAUGACAUCACCGAGGUCAUCAGCAAAUACAAUAAGGAGUUUUUUACUCCUUACAGUAACCAGUUAUCAACCAAGUCAGCCAGGGCUGAGUAUGAUGACAGUUAUUUGGGUUACUCUGUGGCCAUUGGUGAUUUUAACGAUGAUGGGGAAGAUGAUUACGUCACAGGAGUUCCUAGAGGGGAGAAGGCUCUUGGUUAUGUCAACAUUUUCAAUGGGAGAAACAUGGAGAAGUGUGCAUGUUAA